AUGUCGGUCCUCUGCGUGCUAUUCUUCCUGGCAAGGCUAGUGCAGUCCACCAGCAUUGGUCCAGAAGAGAGCUGCCAGCUGAGACCCGUCAUCCACGUCCUGAAGCAGCCGGGAUGCCAACCUAAACCCAUUCCUUCGUUCGCGUGUCAGGGUUCUUGUUCGUCCUACGUCCAGGUGUCCGGUUCCCGCUACUGGCAAGUGGAACGGUCCUGCAUGUGCUGUCAAGAGAUGGGCGAGAGGGAAGCCACUAAGGCGGUCUUCUGCCCCAACAGCCCCGGACCGAAGUUCCGGAAGGUAGUCACCAGAGCACCCGUAGAGUGCAUGUGCCGGCCAUGCACGUCGCCCGAUGAAAAUUCCAUCAUUCCGCAAGAGUUUGUCACACUUUGA
Ornithodoros turicata is the source of this 387-nucleotide messenger RNA. RefSeq names its product bursicon-like (gene Burs). Lineage: Eukaryota; Metazoa; Arthropoda; Arachnida; Ixodida; Argasidae. The coding region runs from base 1 to 387 and encodes 128 amino acids. Gene Ontology annotation, biological process: animal organ morphogenesis. Gene Ontology annotation, molecular function: BMP binding; receptor ligand activity. The record is from RefSeq and is a predicted model, not a curated record. The transcript is spliced from 2 exons.